Messenger RNA from Vigna radiata var. radiata (mung bean), 1817 nucleotides. Its product is annotated as nuclear transcription factor Y subunit A-1. Gene Ontology annotation, biological process: regulation of transcription by RNA polymerase II. The coding region runs from base 445 to 1350 and encodes 301 amino acids. NCBI's taxonomy places the organism in Eukaryota, Viridiplantae, Streptophyta, Magnoliopsida, Fabales, Fabaceae. Gene Ontology annotation, molecular function: RNA polymerase II cis-regulatory region sequence-specific DNA binding; DNA-binding transcription factor activity, RNA polymerase II-specific. Gene Ontology annotation, cellular component: CCAAT-binding factor complex. The record is from RefSeq and is a predicted model, not a curated record. The transcript has 7 exons.
UCACUUUAACUCGUGUUAUUGUUUCUUAUCAAUUUCUUUAUCCUCUUAUAAUAAUAACAACUCAAGUGAGAUAUCAACAUACAUCACCCCACAUUCUAGAGACAGCAUAGUUCUUUCAUUUGUCCCUCACCUUCCCAAUUUCCUUGAUCAACAGGGGAAUUUGGUCUAAUUCUGAUUCCUUCUCUUUGAGGGACUUUUGAGGAUUAGGGUUUUGGGGGGUGAUUCUUUUGCUUGCUUUUGAUUAGGGAAGUAUUUGUGUGAUCUGAAUGUAAGGAUUCUGUGUCUGCAUGUGUGAAUUCUGCCAAGGGGCAUUUGGUUGCUGGGCUCUGGCUGAGAGUUCAAAGAUUUUAGCUUUCUUUAGCUCCAGCUGAAGAUCAACACUUCAAUGUUUCUGAGACAAUUAUGGCUAUAGUUUUCAUUUGAUCAUGGAUCUGGAGAUACGACAUGCAAUCAAAAUCUGAAACUACUAAUCAGCCAAGGUCUAGUCCACAUUCCUUUACGCCUAACACUGUUUAUUCUGAACCCUGGUGGCGAGGUAUUCAUUACAAUUCUGCUCCGAAAGCAAUGUCAGGGGUGAAUGCAUCAAAUUCAUCAUCACUUGAACGCCCUAAUGCCGAUUCUGAAUCCAGUGAAGGUCAAUCUUUGUCCAACAAUGGGAUGAAUGAGGAAGAUGAUGAUGCCACCAAAGAAUCGCAACCCACUGCUCCUAAUCAAUCAGGAAAUUAUGGACAAGACCACCAAGCCAUGCUGCAUUCUUCAUCAUCUGCACCUUCUAGGCGUGAUGACUGCCUUCCACAUGCUCCACAACUGGAACUUAUUAGCCAUUCAUUUGGAUAUGCUCCUUAUAUAGGAAUGCCUCAUGCCAGAAUGGCUUUGCCUCUCGAGAUGGCUCAAGAGCCUGUUUAUGUGAAUGCCAAACAGUACCAAGGAAUUCUGAGACGAAGACAGGCUAGGGCUAAAGCAGAGCUUGAAAAGAAAUUAAUAAAAGUCAGAAAGCCAUAUCUUCAUGAAUCUCGUCAUCAGCAUGCUAUGAGAAGAGCAAGAGGUAACGGAGGGCGUUUUGCAAAGAAAACUGAGGUCGAAGCUUCAAAACACACGAACAAGGAAAAGGAUACGGGUGCAGCUGGUCCAGUUUCGUCGCCACAGUCAGUUAGUUCAUCUGGGUUGGGACCGGUACCCUCUGAAGUGCAUGAGAGACUUGAAAAACACAACUAUGCAAAUGUUUUGCAGUCAUCAUCUGCGUUCUGUUUGCACUCCGGUGAGAGAGUAGAGGAAGGAGACUGUUCAGGUCAACAACGAGGAAGCAUCUCCUCUGAGCAAAGCUCACAGAGGCGUCUUGCUAUUCAGUAAAUCACUGCGUCGGUUGAUGGUGAGGUUGGUGUAUAAUUGAGGGAAGUAGUUGUUUGAGUCGAAUACCAUAAACAAUGGCAAUUUGCAUGCCGAGCGGCAAAUCAUUCUUGGCUGUGUUUAUGCUGGUCAUCAUAUGGGGAGAAGAAUGAUUGAUUGGACCAUGAUGUUUGUCUUGUUGAACUCAACCAAUCCUUCGUUAUAUUCUCUAUUUUUUUUUUCUAUUUUGUACAAUGUUAAGCAGUUAGGAAAGUAAAGCCAACGGAUUAGAAGACUUUAAGGAACAAACUGUUUCUUCGGAUUCACUUUCUGGCGGCUUUAUUUCAUGUUAUCUCCGCUUGGUUGUUAAUGUUGAGUUUGAGACAUCAUAUUAGUUUAAGUGCACAGUUGUAUUCGCAUACGAGUACCAUGUUGUCAUUUCAUCGUUUCUUUGUGUGAUCAACUAAAAAGUUAAAAGCUUAUCUCGUCGA